UUUAUUGUAAAUAUUUGAGGCAGUAUCCCAGACAGGGAUUAAGCCCAGUCUCGGAAUAAAUAGCAUUUUUAAUGGAGAUUCUACAAGGAAAGUGUAUUCUUACACUAGGCUUAAUCACUGUCUGGUAAAGUAAAUUCAGUAAAGGAGAAAUUCAGUUUUCAUUCACUUUCUAGGAAAAGAGGUGGAAUUUCUCCUCCUUUUCUAUAUAAUGAGGCAGUGGGGUGAUUCCACACCAUUACACUGACAGCUAUAGGCACAGCUCAGGUACAGCCCCCUCAUUAGAAUAGUCUGCUCCUAUUGGCUGACCUCUCUCAGGGCAGUGGUUAUAUCAGUCAACCCUAUGAUAUGGUGUAUUAUAUGCUGCAUUCUCAUUGGUGGAGGCUUGUUAACUCCUCCCCGCUGAACUCUCUGCUCUUCUCUCUAGGAAUGGGUUCAGGGCAAAGGUCUGAGAGACAAUGUGAACGUGCAGAAGAUACUACACUGUACUCUGACACAUCCAGAGACACAGCAUGGACCAGAUUCUGACCCUACCUGUGGUAAUUGGACUGUUUGCAGUGUUAGCCACUGCGCUCUUCUUCUUCCUGAAUGCUGGGUCCUCCACUGGGAAGAAGAAACAGAGCAGAUUCCCCAAAACACUGCAGGGCCCCACUGUGAAAUACCCACUGACCCUCACAGAGAAGGAGGAAAUUUCACACGAUACUAAGAGAUUCCGCUUCAGCCUCCCCUCCUCUGUUCAUGUGCUCGGUCUUCCAAUCGGUCAGCAUGUGUACCUGUCUGCUAAGGUGGGGGGCAGUUUGGUGGUCCGGGCCUACACACCUGUCUCCAGUGAUGAGGAUCAGGGAUUUGUGGAUCUAGUAGUGAAGGUUUAUUUUAAAAAUACCCACCCAAGCUACCCUGGUGGUGGCAAGAUGUCUCAGUACCUUAAUGACCUGAAGAUUGGAGACACCAUUGACUUCCGUGGACCAAACGGUCUCCUGGUGUAUAAUGGAAAUGGUCAGUUUGCUAUUCGGCCUGAUAAAAAGUCAGACGCCAAAGUGAGGAAGUUCAGGCACGUGGGCAUGAUCGCAGGAGGAACAGGCAUUACUCCAAUGCUGCAGCUCAUCCGCAGCAUAACAGCAGACCCUACAGAUAACACCAAGUGCUCCCUUAUUUUUGCCAACCAAACUGAGAAGGAUAUUUUGCUAAGGAAGGAGUUAGAAGAAGUUCUGAAGAAUCACCCUGAUAAAUUCAACCUGUGGUACACACUGGACAAACCUCCACAAGGCUGGAAGUACAGCACAGGAUUCAUUGAUGCAGCGAUGAUAAAAGAGCAUCUUCUCCCAGCGGCCAAUGACGUGCUGGUUGUGAUGUGUGGCCCGCCCCCCAUGAUCCAGAACGCAUGCCUGCCGAACCUCACUAAGCUGGGCUACAAAGAAGAAAACACUUUUGCGUACUAGAGCCAUCGGUAUGUUUGGGAUUGAUUAGUUAUUGAUACAGUUUUGGGUGUGAGUUCCUAUCAGGGAUUAAGCUUAGUCUUGAACUAUUUAGCAUUUUAAAUGAAGAUUUUCCAUUAUUGUCCACGGAAAAUCUAGACUAUGACUGGGAUUAAUCUCAGUCUGGGAAACUGUCUCUUGCUCAUGUUCAGAGUGAAAAUAAAUGUUGUACAUUUAUCAUUGUUUAAAAGAGAACUCUGGUUUAAAAUGGACUUUUGGUGUCACCACAGAUUGUUUGAUCUACGCAGACUGGGGGGUCAUGUGAAGUUUUUUUUCCAUUUUCUCCCAAUUUGGAUAUCCAAUUGUCCCACCCCUUUUGUGCGUCCCCAUCACCGGUGAUGCCCGUGACCCUUGGAGGAUGCGGAUGAGCACACGCCUCCUCCGACACGUGUGAAGUCAAUCACCCCUUUUUUCGAGCUGCUGCGGAUGAAUCAUUGCCUGAGCAGCAUUACAGCGCGCUCGGAGGAAAGCACAGCGGCCAGGUUCCGAUACAUCCGCUCACAGACGCCUCGUGCCGCCCAGCGCCACCUUAAGUGUGAUGGGGAGAGAGCGCCAUCUAUCCACCCCAGAGGGAGCAGAGCCAAUUUUGCUCCCUCUAACGCCGGCAGCUGGUGGCAAAGCUGCAUGAGCGGGGGUUCGAACCUGCGACCUCCCGCUCAUAGUGGCAGCGCAUUAGACCGCUGGACCACUCGGCGCCCCAUGUGAAGUUUUGUUAAAACAAAAAAAACAUCACAGUACAUUUUAUAACACAGAGCAUGUAUUAGUGGGCAUUCUGAUUAUGGCACUUGAAAUAAAAACAUAUAUUUUAAUUCAGAAUUCUGAAUAUCCUAUUAUUUACUAUGUUGUUACAUCAUACAUCCUAAUAUUUGUGCAAGUUUAUGAGAAUCAAAAUGACAAAAUUGGAUUUUACUGGGAAAAACCUUUUACUAAGAAGUGUAAAUAUCUAAAUAAUUGCAUAUCUUCGCUGUCCAAUGAAAAACAAGUAUUUCCAUUUUUGUUGAUUUUUAGUUUACUACAUAAUUUGAACAGACAAACUGUGCCAACAGUUCUUGAUGGUGGACCAAUAGAAAUACUUCAAAAAUGACCAGAAAUAAACUCUUUUUACAUCCAGUUUAGACGGUUCUUUCUCUCUCCUGUAAAGUUGCUGUUUUGGAGAUGCUUAUUUUUCAUUGGACAGUGACGAUAUGUAGUUCUCAGUAUUAAACACAUGUAAAAUAUUUUCAAUGCAACCUAAAAAAACAAACUAAUAGAGACGUUAAAGAGCAGAAAACAACAACAAAAAAGAAAACAACUUUUUUUAUUAUUUCAUCCUCCUUUCUCAUAUUCACAUUUUUAUAAAAUUACAUUUUGUUAUCUUCACAGCAGUUGCUUUUCAUUUCAAAUUAUGGCUUAUCAGUGAGUGAACAGUCUUGGAAUAUAUAAGUAUGUGGCCAUAAACAAGUUAAGCAUUAUUGGCUGGUGUUGGUGCAACAUUUCCCCACAAUGCAUAUAUCAUACUCAAUAAUAUCUGUAAAAAAAAAUGUAUUAUUGUGAAAGAUAUUAUACCCUGAAAUAAUGUGCCAGAUCACCCACCCCUAAUUAUCACAUUAGGGUACUCAUUUUUUGCUUUUUUUUUUUUUUUU
Molecule: messenger RNA, 3094 nt
Organism: Astyanax mexicanus (Mexican tetra)
Lineage: Eukaryota; Metazoa; Chordata; Actinopteri; Characiformes; Acestrorhamphidae
Product: NADH-cytochrome b5 reductase 2
Exons: 9
Coding region: 510-1436 (308 amino acids)
Cellular component (GO): mitochondrion
Molecular function (GO): oxidoreductase activity; FAD binding
Source: RefSeq, a predicted model, not a curated record